This is a messenger RNA of Anopheles stephensi (Asian malaria mosquito), 4756 nucleotides long. Its product is annotated as E3 ubiquitin-protein ligase AMFR-like. Bases 1047 to 3521 code for a protein of 824 amino acids. NCBI's taxonomy places the organism in Eukaryota, Metazoa, Arthropoda, Insecta, Diptera, Culicidae. Gene Ontology annotation, cellular component: endoplasmic reticulum; cytosol; ubiquitin ligase complex. Gene Ontology annotation, biological process: ubiquitin-dependent protein catabolic process; endoplasmic reticulum unfolded protein response; protein K48-linked ubiquitination. The record is from RefSeq and is a predicted model, not a curated record. The transcript has 11 exons. Gene Ontology annotation, molecular function: ubiquitin binding; ubiquitin protein ligase activity.
CAAACCGUGUCGCUGUGUGUGCGGAGGAGUCAGAUGAUCUUUAUUUGUUGCCUGUCGUCGACCAUCUAGCGAGUCGACGUUGCCAUUCGUGGAUGCAUAGGAUACUGCAGAAUUGCAACCAUUUUCGCUGUGCUGGUGAUUGUUGUUUUGUAGUGCAGUUUUAGUUGAAUCUAGUAGGCAAUCAAUAGAGAGGCAUAGCCAGUUCGAUUUCGGUUACUUCCCAUCGGUGCAAAUGUCUUCAUCGUCCCAUCGCCGAUGAAGCUGACGUAAAAGCCAGAAUCUCACAUCUACGCGAAAACCUGUACGCUAGUGUGUGCGUGUGUCUGUUUGUUUGGGUGCAUUAGUGUUGGUUGGUCCUCGUCGACUUACACGACGGGCCAGAUGAAAAUGGGUGCAUCAUUGUGUCAUCAACAACGCGAACAACAACUGCUCCGGUGCGCAGUGCAGUGAAAGUUGCCCCGAGAAUCCUCCGCAAUUGAGUGUAAGACGAGAAGGUGUUCACAAAAAGUGUGUCCCGCAAAACACAAACGGGUUGAAUGGAAAUCCAUCAUCAAAGUGUGCCGGGUUUUCAUCAUAAAAUAGGAAACGGAUCGAAGCAGCAGCAGGUGCAGAGCUAACUGUCUAAACGGGAAAAUUGCGUAUUUUUGCUGUUGUUGUUUGGUGUUUUUAUACCUCGCAUUACGGCAUCAAAGUAGGCGCCGGUGAGAAAGUGUGGUAAAUUGUGAGUGUGUGUGUGUUUGACACAAAAGUAGGUUAUUCCGUCGUCAAAGCGGAUACAACGGAAGCCGGAACACCGGGAAUCGUUCGGUUUUGCAGCUGUCCCGUCUCAUCAAGCAACGGACGAGUGGGUUGCUGGUACAAGCACUCAAACACAUGACCUAGAUCACCGAUAGACCUUGGCAGGUGAAGCAGAUCGUGCUUAAAUGGACUGAAGAAAGCAGGGCUUAGGAAUAGCCAUUUUAUGCAAGCGAAGAGCGGAAGAAGUAGACCCUAAAGGACACUAGAAUCGUUAUCUCAGAUCUCAGAACAAAAUCCACCCUAUCAAAAUGCCAGUUGCAUUGAACGGAUCCGUGCCGUUACCCUCGGUGCGCGUCUACACCAGCGUCACAGUGCUGCUGAUGUCGGCCUGCCUCUACUAUGCACUGAUCAUGACCAGCGAUCCUAACUGGAGGCAGCACACGAACAUGACGAGCACGACCCCGACGGGGACGCCCACCACGGCAACGGCCACGACCACAACCACCAACACACCCACCCCGGCCACUGCCGGAGGCCCGGCCGGUGUGAUAGACAGUGCGGUGGAGGGUGCCGGUGGUAAGCUGGAGGUUGGUGGCGGGGGUGCCGGUGCAUCCUUGCUGUCGGUGAAGGAAAUCGACACGCUGGAGGAGAAAAUAUUGGCCGCCGCCGAUCUGUCCGAUCUGCGGCAAAUGUUGCGCGGUGGUGGAUCCGACGGAACGGAGGAAGGUGACACACACGUGGACGGGGACGACGAGCGGUGGUUGGUGGCGGGUGGCAACGAUACGCGAACGCUCGGUGCCUACCUGAAGGAUACGGUGUCGUUUAUGGCGACGGAACCAUUCUGCAUUUGGACGUUAAUCAAUACCGCGUACUGCUGCCUGAUACUGCUCGGCAAAUCGAUACAGAAAUUCGUCUUCGGCGAGCUGCGGAUAUCCGAACAGCAGCACAUGAAGGACAAGUUUUGGAACUUUAUCUUCUACAAGUUCAUCUUCGUCUUUGGCGUUGUUAAUGUGCAGUAUUUGUACGAGGUCAUACUGUGGGUGUCGUGGUUCUCGGCACUCGGAUUCCUACACCUGCUGUCACAGCUCAGUAAAGAUCGGUUUGAGUAUCUAUCCUUUUCGCCAACUACCCCAGGAUGGUCCCACUUCCGGCUGAUCUCGCUGCUCGUCGCUAUCCUCACCCUGUCCGGACUGAUGGUGAUGAUCUCGAUCGGUGUCGGCGUAUUCUUUGGCGGCUUCAACACGUUCGCGUUCAUGGCGGCUGAGUGCAUCUUGCUGGGUAUACGCACACUACACGUACUGAUUCGGUACGGAAUGUUCUUGCACGAUAUGCGUCAGGGUGGAAUCGCGAAUGAAUCCAUCUCCUGGGAUAAACGCGGUCCAGUAGCCUACUACAUUGAGCUGUCGUUCGAGGUGGCUGCCCUGCUGGUGGAGCUGGUCCAUUAUUUCCACAUGAUGCUAUGGAGCAAUAUCUUCCUCUCGAUGGCAAGUUUGGUGAUACUGAUGCAGGUGCGCUACCUGCUAAAUGAGAUCCAGCGCAAGAUCAAGAAGCAUCGCAACUAUCUGUGGGUGCUGAACCACAUGGAGAAGAGCUACCCGCUGGCAACGGGAGAUGAUUUGAAGCAAAAUUCGGACAACUGUGCCAUCUGUUGGGAGAAGAUGGAGACGGCCCGGAAGCUACCGUGCGCGCAUCUAUUCCACAACUCCUGUCUACAAUCCUGGCUGGAACAGGAUACGUCUUGUCCAACCUGCCGGCUGGGGCUAAGCGUGCAUCAAAACGGAGGUCCCCGGGGCAGUCCGCUUAUUCCGGAUGACAUUCACAUCGACGAUCAGGACGGAGCGGUUGGUGGAGGUGGUGGCCGUACGGCCAAUAACCAUUUCUUCCACUUCAAUGGGUCGCGGUACGUGUCCUGGCUGCCAAACUUCUCCGUCGAGGUGACCCACAUCAACAAUAUGCUCCGUCCGUCGGAAACGCUCCCAAUCGCGGCGGCCGCCGUUGGGAAUCAUACCUCGCAGGUGCGCAACAUGGCACGGCACGUGCAGGAAAUGUUUCCACGCUAUCCGCUGUCCGUGCUGAUCGGAGAUCUACAAAUUUCUCGCUCGAUCGAAGUAACGAUCGAUAACAUCCUCGAGGGACGGCUGCAGGUCCCGGCAAACACUCCCGAGGAUGAGGAUGAGGACACGGUGGGGGUGGGCAGUGGUAGCGCCGGGUCCUUGACGAUGAGCAGCGCGCUGGAUGAGGAUAAUGGUGAUGAUGAGCUGUCCCUGCCCAACUCAUCUUCCGGAUCCUCCUUAUCCUCACUGUCCACGCCACCUGGCUAUGAGGUGGAACGGGGCACCAACAUUUUCGGCAGCUACGAUACGCUCCUGCGCGAUGACACUAUCGAGGAGUCUACCUCGCCAACGGCCGUCCCGCUCGGCGAUCGUUUCUCCAAGAGUCCCGAGGAGCGGGAAAAGAUCUUGCAGCGUCGUAAAGAGCAGCUAUUGGCUGUUGCUCGAAGAAGAUACUUGGAGAAGAAUAAAUCCGAGCUCAACCAUCAGGCGUCCUCGUCCACCAGCGGAUGUUCGUCUUCCUCUAGCAGUGUUAGGCAUCGAAACAAAAGCUGUAUGGAAACGGCCGGGCCCAGCGUCAUCGAUAGCCCUAGUGGCAGCGGAGUAAGCAAUCUGCCAACGCUAAGCACCCCGUCCCUAUCAUCUAGCUACCUGCAGCAGCGGCUUUCUACGGAACAGCAACCGGAUCAGCAGAUGCAGCAGCAGGAGCAACAUUCGGAUAGCAGUUUUUAAACCCGAAACCCCCAUAAGCUUAAAUCCAUCCAGCCAACAUGAUCUUUCGGAAGAAAUGAUACAGGAAGAGAAAGAGAGAGAGAGAGAAAACAAAAUGUAAAAUUGUGACCAAAACACAAGUAUCUCGUGAAGGGUGCACUGUGCGCGAGUAGGUGGGUGAGCGAUUGUGUAGCUUGUGUGUCACCCCCGGGGUGAGGCCACUCUGCGCAUUCUCCUCCCAUGAAGCCUUACACCCGUAAGAAAAGAAGAAUGAGAAGAACUGUUCCUUGUGGCGGCGCCGGUGCUGUGAAGUGUUAAGUAUGUAUCAAUUAUUAAUUUUAUACCGUAAUUAGACGAUUUUCUCGCGCAUCAUAUCUUUUAGCUUAAAUCUAUCAUGAGUAAUUUAGUUCGUUAGCUCGCGAUGACGUCAGUCGUCACUGGAUCUGUUUUUCGUCACACGCGACAAAAUUCGUGGUGGAAAGAGAACUUGAUCGACAAUGCAGAUCACACGUGUCAUUUUGAGUUAAUGUAGUAAUUCAAUUUCAUUUCGAUUAUUGACAAAAAAACCGGAGCGAGGAGGCAAGGAGUUGAUAUUUAGCCAAACUACUAAAACAGCGAGCAGCAAGAAGCUCAUCAAGGUUGAGCUUAGUUGCAAUUCGCCAAAAAAGCAGAAAUUAGUGCGAAGGUUGAUUUGAUGCAGCUGAUAAAGAAAAAAAGAAGAAGGUGUAACGAAAACACACACGCCAUGGACUUUUACCUCCGGCAGAAUUUGCUCCGCGGCUGCUCGAACAGAAGGGUAGGAAUCGUGUGAACCUAAAAAACACAGUUGUGAUGAUAUUUAUUUUCUAGGAACAAACAAAACAAACAAAUCAAUCAAUCGAUUUAGAAAACAAGUGACAAACAAAUCAUACUAGUGGGGGGUGGAAGCGACAGACGACAGCCGGCGGCUUUCCCCUUUUGCUCAACGCAAACUCAGCUGGACAAGGAUUUUUGUGACAGAGAUUGUGCGGCUCGAUUGACUGUGCGUGGGUGCGCUGUGUUGCUGUCGUAGUGUGUGAAACAGAUCGAAAGAGGGAGGAUGAAAAAGAAUUUCGCUACGCUGUCCAGUGCGAUCAUUUCGGAUUGUUUGGGCCGCAAUGCAGUAGUCAAUAUUUGCAAGUAAAGUCAACACUUAGCGACAAGAAACAUGAUGAAAAACCAAACAAAAAAUGCAAAAUAAUAAGCAAAAGCAAACAAUAAAGUAACGUUCGUUGUUA